UCGACCUAUAGAACACAUCGAUGGCUCAUGCAAUGAUGAAGGCAAUUCUACUAAGCAUCGUUGCUACAACGAUGCUCUUUGAAUUGGCUUUAGGCGCAGAUCACGCAGUAGGGGGAACUGGAGGGUCGUGGGACCAGGUAACUGACCUCAAGACAUGGGCUUCAUCAGAAACAUUUACAGUAGGCGAUAACUUAGUUUUCACGUAUACAUCGAACCACGAUGUAUUAGAGGUGUCCAAGGAUGAUUACGAUUCUUGCUCGAUAGCUAAUCCUGUUACGAGUAACACUGCUAGCCCAACUACCAUUGCACUUAAGGAUGCUGGAAGCCGGUAUUUCAUAUGUGGCACUCCUGGCCACUGUGAUCAAGGAAUGAAAGUUGAGAUUAAGACAGUAGCCGCAAGUUCCGGACCACCAACAACCACCACUCCUCCAUCAUCUGAUUCACCAACAACCACCACUCCUCCAUCAUCUGAUUCACCAACACCACCCGUUUCCACCAAAUCACCUCCAGCAUCUAGCGGCGAUGAACCUCCAAAGCCAUCAUCAGCGACAAUAGUAAAGAUGAGUGUUGUUUCUAUGGUCGGAAUUGGGUUCCUUAUGAUGAUGUAAAUUAACAAUCUUUUUAUUAUUUUGUGUGUGUUUUCUUUGAUGCAUAAUGUUGUGUUUUUUCUUGUAUUGCAAUUAGUUCUAUGUUUCAUAUUUAUUUACAGGGCUCGCUAAUAAAAUUAUUUCCUUUCUUUAAUGCAAA
Molecule: messenger RNA, 747 nt
Organism: Helianthus annuus (common sunflower)
Lineage: Eukaryota; Viridiplantae; Streptophyta; Magnoliopsida; Asterales; Asteraceae
Product: mavicyanin
Exons: 2
Coding region: 21-608 (195 amino acids)
Cellular component (GO): plasma membrane
Molecular function (GO): electron transfer activity
Source: RefSeq, a predicted model, not a curated record